AUGGCCUGCGGGGUGGUAGCAUUUGGUGUCGGCUCAUACGCCACAAGCCGGCUAUCCCAGGACAUUUCACCUGUGCUCGAGCGAAAGCCAAGCGGAAACCGCCCGUCAUUCAAAUCGCAGUACGCAGACAGAGACACGAUGCUCAAGGCUGUAGCAGAAAUAAGGGAUAUUCUGGGCGACGAUGCUGUCAGCGUAGACCAGGAUGAUCUGGAGGAACAUGGCUAUUCCGAGUGGUCUACUUCGAACUCUGACGAGGUCUCUGCCGUCGUCAAGGUGUGCGCGCGCCACAAAGUGCCAAUGAUCCCCUACGGUGCUGGUUCUAGCGUCGAGGGCAACUUCAGUUCGCCCUAUUCGGGGAUCUGUAUUGACUUGUCUGGCAUGCAAAAGAUCAUUGCCUUCCACCAGGACGACAUGGAUGUCGUUGUCCAGGCUGGUGUCAAUUGGACCAAUCUCAACGAAGAGAUCAAGGAAAGCGGCCUCUUCCUGCCCCUGGACCCUAGCCCAACAGCGCUGAUCGGGGGUAUGGUGGCUACCAACUGCUCUGGUACCAACGCCCUUCGCUACGGCACAAUGAAGGACUAUGUUGUGAAUUUGACGGUGGUCUUGGCCGACGGCUCUAUCAUUAAAACUCGCCAUCGCCCCCGAAAAACGUCCGCUGGUUAUAAUCUGAACUCGCUGUUCACGGGAAGUGAGGGCACACUCGGGAUUGUAACCGAAGCAACGCUCAAGCUGGCUAUCAUACCCGACAGCUUUAGCGUGGCCACGGCGACGUUUCCAACAAUCAGAGCCGCAGCAGACGCGGCUACCAAGAUGAUACGCUCAGGCGUGCCAUUGGCGGCACUUGAGCUCAUGGAUGAUGCUCAGAUGGGCGUCGUCAACAAGAACGGUGGCGCUGGGGGCCGCAUGUGGGGAGAGAAGACCACCCUCUUCUUGAAAUUCUCCGGUACCAAGGACUCAGUGGAAGACAACGUUCGCCUCGCCCGUCACGUAGCCAAGGCACUCCGUUGCAACACGUUCGAAGCGGCGACGGAUCAAAAGGAGAUGGACUCGCUGUGGGCCGCGAGGAAGCAGGCCCUCUGGGCUUCUCUCGCCAUUCGGCCAGAGGGCACGCAGAUCUGGUCUACGGACGUGGCAGUGCCAAUAUCUCGCAUGGCUGAGCUGAUCCUAGAAGCCUCCAAAGAGCGCGCCGAGAAGCUCGGCCUGUUCACAAGCGUUCUGGGCCACGUUGGAGAUGGCAACUUUCACCAAAUGGUCAUGUACGACCCAAGGAGCCCUGAACAGGUCCAGGCGACAAAGGAAUAUGUUGAGAUCAUGAUGGAGAAGGCGAUUGAAAUGGAAGGGACUGUCUCGGGCGAGCAUGGCAUCGGCCUGGGUAAAAAGCACUGCCUACUCAAAGAGCUCGGGCCAGAGACCAUCGGUCUCAUGAAAGCUAUGAAGAACACCCUGGACCCAAUGUGA
Messenger RNA from Emericellopsis atlantica, 1458 nucleotides. RefSeq lists its product as uncharacterized. NCBI's taxonomy places the organism in Eukaryota, Fungi, Ascomycota, Sordariomycetes, Hypocreales, Bionectriaceae. Gene Ontology annotation, molecular function: D-lactate dehydrogenase (NAD+) activity; FAD binding; D-lactate dehydrogenase (cytochrome) activity. The transcript is spliced from 7 exons. The record is from RefSeq and is a predicted model, not a curated record. Bases 1 to 1458 code for a protein of 485 amino acids. Gene Ontology annotation, biological process: lactate catabolic process. Gene Ontology annotation, cellular component: mitochondrion.